Anoplopoma fimbria (sablefish) is the source of this 3135-nucleotide messenger RNA. RefSeq names its product transient receptor potential cation channel, subfamily C, member 5a (gene trpc5a). The record is from RefSeq and is a predicted model, not a curated record. Gene Ontology annotation, molecular function: protein binding; inositol 1,4,5 trisphosphate binding; store-operated calcium channel activity. Gene Ontology annotation, cellular component: membrane; cation channel complex. Lineage: Eukaryota; Metazoa; Chordata; Actinopteri; Perciformes; Anoplopomatidae. Gene Ontology annotation, biological process: regulation of cytosolic calcium ion concentration; calcium ion transmembrane transport; manganese ion transport.
AUGAAUCCCAUGACACAGUUGUACUACAAGAAGGCGACGUACUCGCCGUACCGCGACAGAAUCCCUCUCCAGAUCGUGCGGGCGGAGGUGGAGCUGUCUGCAGAGGAGAGGGCUUACCUCACCGCUGUAGAGAAAGGCGACUAUGCGGGGGUCAAACACGCCCUCCGUGAGGCGGAGGUCUACUACAACAUGGACGUGAACUGCCUGGACCCGCUGGGCCGCAGCGCGCUCCUCAUCGCCAUCGAGAACGAGAACCUGGAGAUCAUGGAGCUCCUGCUGGACCACGGCAUCCACACCGGGGACGCGCUGCUCUACGCCAUCAGGAAGGAGGUGGUGGGCGCCGUGGAGCUGCUGCUGUCGCACCGGAGGCCCAGCGGCGAGAAGCAGGUUCCCUCGCUGAUGAUGGACAGUCAGUUUUCAGAGUUCACCCCGGACAUAACUCCCAUCAUGCUCGCUGCUCACACCAACAACUACGAGAUCAUCAAGCUCCUGGUCCAGAGGAAGGUCACCAUUCCCAGACCGCACCAGAUACGAUGUGACUGUGUGGAGUGCGUUUCCAGUUCAGAGGUCGACAGUCUUCGGCAUUCAAGGUCACGACUCAACAUCUACAAGGCUCUGGCCUCGCCCUCCCUCAUCGCACUGUCCAGUGAAGAUCCCAUCCUCACUGCCUUCAGACUGGGCUGGGAACUCAAAGAACUCAGCAAGGUGGAGAACGAGUUUCGUCAGGAGUACGAGGAGCUGUCGCAGCAGUGCAAGCGUUUCGCCAAAGACCUUCUGGACCAGGCCAGGAGUUCCAGAGAGCUGGAAACCAUCCUGAACCACAGGGACAACGACCAGAGCGAAGAGCUGGAUCCAAGGCAGUGCCACGACCUGGCCAAGCUCAAACUGGCCAUCAAAUACCACCAAAAAGAGUUUGUCGCUCAGCCGAACUGCCAGCAGCUUCUGGCCACGCUGUGGUACGACGGCUUCCCGGGCUGGAGGAGACGACACUGGGCCGUCAAACUGGUCACAUGCUUCAUCAUCGGACUCCUGUUUCCUGUCUUCUCACUGAUCUACCUUCUGGCUCCAAAGAGCGCUCUGGGUCGCUUCAUCAAGAAACCCUUCAUCAAGUUCAUCUGCCACACGGCGUCCUACCUGACCUUCCUCUUCCUGCUGCUGCUGGCCUCGCAGCACAUCGCCCGCACCAACCUGCACAUGCAAGGACCUCCGCCCACCAUCGUGGAGUGGAUGAUCCUCCCGUGGGUGGUGGGGUUCAUCUGGGCCGAGAUCAAGGAGAUGUGGGACGGUGGAUUCACAGAGUACAUCCACGACUGGUGGAACCUGAUGGACUUCGCCAUGAACUCGCUCUACCUGGCCACCAUAUCGCUGAAGAUAGUGGCCUAUGUCAAGUAUAACUCCUCCCGACCCAGGGAGGAGUGGGAGAUGUGGCACCCGACGCUGAUAGCCGAGGCUCUGUUCGCCAUCGCCAACAUCUUCAGCUCGCUCAGACUCAUCUCCCUCUUCACCGCCAACUCCCACCUCGGGCCUCUGCAGAUCUCACUGGGGAGGAUGCUGCUGGACAUCCUCAAGUUCCUCUUCAUCUACUGUCUGGUCCUGCUGGCGUUCGCUAAUGGGCUGAACCAGCUGUACUUCUACUACGAGACCAAGGCCUCAGAGGAACCAAACAACUGCAAGGGCAUCCGCUGUGAGAGGCAGAACAACGCCUUCUCCACGUUGUUCGAGACCCUCCAGUCGUUGUUCUGGUCCAUCUUCGGGCUGCUGAACCUCUACGUCACCAACGUGAAGGCCCGGCACGAGUUCACGGAGUUCGUCGGGGCGACCAUGUUCGGGACGUACAACGUCAUCUCUCUGGUGGUUCUGCUCAACAUGCUCAUCGCCAUGAUGAACAACUCGUACCAGCUGAUCGCCGACCACGCCGACAUCGAGUGGAAGUUCGCCCGCACCAAGCUGUGGAUGAGUUACUUUGACGAGGGCGGAACGCUGCCGCCGCCGUUCAACAUCAUCCCGAGUCCCAAGUCCAUCCUCUACCUGCUGGUGUGGCUGCACAACAAGCUGUGCAGGGGAGGCUAUGGGCACGGGGAGGACUCGCACAAGUGUGAAAACCUACGAGAGUUCACGGAACGCCACGCUGACAGUCUGAUUCAGAAUCAGCAUUACCAGGAAGUGAUCCGGAGCCUGGUGAAGAGGUACGUGGCGGCCAUGAUACGCAGCGCCAAGACUGACGAGGGACUGACGGAGGAGAACUUUAAGGAGUUGAAGCAGGACAUUUCAAGUUUCCGCUACGAGGUCCUGGAUCUCCUCGGCAACCGGCGUCCUCCCCGCCGACACUACUCCUCCUCCAGUGAGACGGCGAGAGACGACGGGGCCAUGGCCUCCGAGGACGACAGCGAUCGGGCGACGGCGCCGGACGACGAGAGGCCGUCGGCGACGCUCGGGGUGUCCGCUUUGGUGCGCUCCAUUUCUGGGAUAACCCGGCUGGAAGGAGGCGACGAGGGGGACGAGGAGGAACUGGAGGAGGGCAUCGGAUGGGGGGAAGAGGAGGAGGACGAGGAGGGGAAACCAAAGAGCAAUGGGCUGAAGACGGCCGCCGUCCCUCCGUCCUCCACAGACGUCCUCCCGUCGCCGUCCUCCUCCUCGUCCUUCUCCUUGACGUUCUCCUCGUCGUUCGCCCGCACGAGGACCCGCCUGCAGCGCCUCUCGGCUCCGGGAACAAAGGCAGACUCCUUCAAGCGCCUCUCCUACCUGUUCUCGCGCUCCAAACGCCGAGCCCCGCCCAUGCCGCUGCCCCUCCAGUCCCCGCCCUCCUACACCAUCUCCGACGGUGACGUGACCCGGAGCGAGACCCGCCUGAACGAGGUGGGCCGCUCGGUCGACAUCAGCAACCCCUCGUUCUCGCCGCGGAGGACGAACGGGCGGGACUCGCUCCUGACGCUGCCCCCCCCUCCGUGCCCCUGCCAAUCCCUGCACUGUGCUUCCAACAUGUCCGAGUCCAGCUCGCGCCUCCUGGACUCCAGCGAGGACGUUUUCCAGGGCGGGGGCGGCGGAGGAGCGGGCGAGGGCGGCGUGGACGGAGGAGGGGGCUGGUGCUCGGCGGGUGGGUGGGACCCUGCGUCGAGGACAGCUGUGAGGUCAUAG